GAAUGAAUGAAUGUUUUAAAACUGUAAAAAUGGGGGAAAUAUACCACUAUUUACCAUAUUUGCAAAAUAUCAAAGUUGCAUUUUUCACAAUGCAGUUUGGACACCCCUGGUCUACAGUAAACGUUCAAACCUGACGCAUAUUUUUGCACCAAAAUCUUCACUGAUCAAGUUUCUAAUAACGCCGUGACGUCCGUAAAGUGCUGCAAACUACCACGUUUUGCAUUUUCUUUCAGACUUUUUUUUUGCAUAACGGCCCGACUUAUCUCAAUGCUCCGUGGUGAGAGCCCCCAGCGUUCUUCUGUUGGACUUUAACUGCCAUGCAAAUGAGCAGGUGGACGUUUGGCUGCCAGUGAUAAAGUAUACGCCGUGGACAGGCCGGCGCUUGUUUGCAGCACACAUAGGCCGCCAUAUUACCCCCCGCCCUUUUCAUACCAGAGAAGAAAAAACUGUCAAUAAGCUUCCAACCCCCACGGCCAGCUGAUGCUGCAAAGCGGAGAUGCUGGAAGUGGAGGUGGGGAGGGCGGCAGAUGGCAGGUCUGCCCCCGUCAUGUCUGCUUUUUGGGGGGAGAACAAUGCAUCUCUCAGAGCUGCUGCAAAAAGGAGGGGAGUGAGGGGGGUUCGAGGCGGUGGACAGCUGGCAGGCAGCGUGCCUCGUAGACCACCACAACCCCCCUCCCGAGCCACUCGCGCUGCAAUUACCCGGCACGAGUCUUGGCUUAAAUAUUUACCAUGCGAAGAAAAAGACGACAAUGAUUAAACCACCUGUGCUCACCUGGCGUCUUUACACCGAGUCUGGCCAGGACAUGUGACACAUUUUCUUAGAUUACAGCCUGAUUCCAAAAUAGAAUAAAUUCAUUUUUUAACUCAGAAUUCUACGCGUAACACCCCAUAAUAAUGACACGAAAACAGAUUUUUGGAAAUGUUUAAAAAUGCAUGUAAAUAUGUAUUCAUAUCCACAAAAAUGAGGUCAAGUACAUCCUGUUGCCUCCGAUCAUCAGUGAGAUUUUUCUACAGCUUCAUUGGUCCCCCCUCUGGUCAAUUCAAUUGUGUUGGCAGGGGUGUCCAAACUAUUAUUUUGUAAAGUACAUAUGAUAAGAUGGCAUCCUAGCUUUGUCAUACAGGUGAAAAGCAUAUUAUUAAUAUCAACUUCACACUUUGUUGUGAGUGUGAAUGGUUGUUUGUCUAUAUGUGCCCUGUGAUUGGCUGGCCACCAGUCCAGGGUGUACCCCGCCUCUCACCCAAAGACAGCUAGGAUAGGCUCAAGCACCCCCCGCGACCCUCGUGAGGAAAAAGCAGUAGAAAAUGAAUGAAUGAAUGAACUUCACACUGUGUUGUGAGUGUGAAUGGUUGUUUGUCUAUAUGUGCCCUGUGAUUGGCUGGCCACCAGUCCAGGAUGUACCCUCGUGAGGAUAAGCGGUAGAAAAUUAAUUAAUGCACUUCACACAAUUUUUCCAUUUUUUCCCCCCAAAUAUUUCAACUUUUGGUGGAAAUUAUUUUUGUGAAUUUUCUUUUUGGAAUAUUUUGACUUUAUUCCCAUAAUAUUAUAAUUUUUUUCUUCAACCUAAUUUUCCAAAUUCUUGUUUGCUCUCCCCAUGCAUACGUGGAUACUCCGGUUUCCUCCCACAUUCCAAAAACAUGCUAGGUUAAUUGGCGACUCCAAAUUGUCCAUAGGUAUGAAUGUGAGUGUGAAUGGUUGUUUGUCUAUAUGUGCCUUGUGAUUGGCUGGCCACCAGUCCAGGGUGUAACCCGCCUCUUGCCCAAAGACAGCUGGGAUAGGCUCCAGCACCCCGCCGCGAUCCUCGUUAGGAUAAGCGGUAGAAAAUUAAUUAAUGCACUUCACGCAAUUUUUCUGUUUUUUUCCCAAAUAUUUCAACUUUUGGUGGAAAUUAUUUUUGUGAAUUUUUUGGGGGGUUAUUCCCAUAAUAUGUCAAAUAUGUCAAAUAUUUUGACAACUUCCACUUGGACCGACCCACCAUUAGCUAGGUGAGCCCAACACAUAACAGGCUUUGCUACACAUCUUAAAAUAAAGCUGUCAGUUGUGGGAGCUGUGCGGUAAGUUUGAUUGUUUAGGUUUUCUUCAGCAUUUCGCUGUUUUAAAUAAGAGUGUAAUGUUAGCGCUUAGCUAUGCUAGUGUUGCAACAUUGUGUACUCUUUCUAUGUAAAGCACGCUAAAGAUCAAGGUAUGCUAAGCAGUUAAAUAUCAUUGACUACAUAGCAAAUAGAAACCAAUACAUGUUUAAAUAUUAUGCUUGUGUUGUAUAUACAUAAACAUAUACAUAUAUGUGUGUAUAUGUAAUUGUUGAAUAAUAGAAUGGAUCCUUAAUACUAUAGUAUUGAAGUAUAAUAACAGUGAGCACACAACAGUGUGGAUAGACAUGGGCAGACUCCACCCCCUUCUCUUUGCCACGCCCCCUGUUCUCCUCCCCCCUCCUCAACGUUUGAUCCUCAGGGACAUGAAGCCUCAGCAUUCCACUCAUUCCAGCCUUCCAACAAUCAUCCACUGAGUCUUUAUGAGCAGUGUGCUCGCUCGGAGGACACACACACCGAGGAACGGACACGGAGAGGAACACGCGUGGACCGCACGUUCCUCACUUUUGGACUGGACUUGAGGAUUCUAUUGUUGUUGGACCAUUACUGCUACACUGUUGGAGGUUAUAGUGUUCGAAGAAGUGGGAUGAGACCAGGAUUGGAUUGGUUGUAAUUCCCGUUCAAAGUAAAGUCCCCCCUUUGACAUGAGAACCGCAGAGGCGGCCCCCGCAACAGUCCUGCAUCGCCUCAUCCAGGAGCAGCUUCGCUUCGGGAAUCUGGCGGACACCCGCGCACUAUUGGCGAUCCAGCAGCAGGCCCUGCGUGGGGGGGGAAGCGCAGGUGUUGGAGGUGGCGGCGGGACAGGCACCGGUAGUCCUCGCUCCUCUCUGGAGAGCCUGACUCAGGAGGAGUCCCCGUACAUGCACGUGUCCACAAGGCAGGACCCUCAAGGCCAGGAGUACCAGGGGAGCAGCGUUCAGCAGGAAAAGCCGCUGAGGAAUUCCUUGCAGCUCCAUGGAGAGGAGCUUCCCACCUACGAGGAGGCCAAGUACCUGAUGUCCCAGAAGGGGGACGCGAUGUCCGGGUGUGCUGAGAAAGGACAAUGGGAUGCCAAACGGGAGCACGCACGCUCCCUCAGCGAGCGCCUCAUGCAGUUGUCUCUGGAGAGGAGCACGCAGAGGAACGUUGGGGCUCUGAGCUCCUCGCUCAGCUUCCCUCAGCUCUACAGCACCACACACAUCCCUGAAGGAGCCACACUGGACCCGAGAGGACCGCCGCCGGAAUACCCACUUCCCCAGGAAGUCUGCUUCCAAGAACCUCCUCCCCCUUUUUACCCUCAACACAGGAACGCUCACAUUCCCAUGACGGCGGCUUCCAGUGACAUGUUAAUGUGGGAGAACCAAAGGCUGAGGCAGGAAGUGGAGAUGUACGCCGAGAAGGCCGCACGCUUGAUCAAGCUGGAGAAGGAGAUUGAGAGGAUUUCCGAGGCUUACGAGACGCUGAUGAAGGGCUCUGCCAAGCGGGAAGCUCUGGAGAAGACGAUGAGGAACAAGCUGGAGGCCGAGAUGAAGAGGAUGCACGACUUCAACCGGGAUCUGAGAGAACAACUAUGCACGGCUACCAAACACAGAGCGGCCAUGGAAGCAGAAUGCUCGGACCGCAAGCAGCACGUCUUCUUGAAGCUGCUGGAACAAAAUGAGGAGCAGCAGCGUGAGAAGGAACGACUGGAGAGGAACAUCCAGCACUUGCGUCUCUCGGCCGAGGAGAGCCAGCGAGCACGCGAGCUCCUGGAGAAGGCUCUGCUGUCGUCGCACGCUCGCAACCGGCAACUUGAGGAGGAGCUUCAAAGGAAGCGGGCCUACGUGGAGAAGGUGGAGCGCCUUCAGAGCUCGCUGGCCCAGCUGCAGGCAGCGUGCGAGAAGCGGGAAGCGUUGGAGCUGCGGCUGCGCACCAGGCUGGAGCAGGAACUGAAGAGCAUGCGCGCACAACAGAACCAGACCUCGGGCCCUGUGGCUUCUGAGCCUAGCUCCUCCUUGUCGCAGCAGCAGCUGAGGGAGCGAGAGGAGCGUAUCUUGGCCCUGGAGGCCGACAUCACCAAGUGGGAGCAGAAGUAUCUGGAGGAGAGCACCAUGAGGCAGUUUGCCAUGGACGCCGCCGCCACUGCCGCAGCCCAGAGAGACACAACCAUCAUCAACAGCUCGCCUGGACAUUCACCUGACAGCAGUUUUAACGAGGAUCUGCCUCCUUCCAGUCCCAGACACCAGGAGAUGGAGAACAGAAUCCGAGCCUUGCAUGUUCAGCUCCUGGAGAAGGACGCCAUGAUCAGGGUCCUCCAGCAGCGCUCCAGAUGGGAGCAGAGCAAGCUGGAGAAACAGGGGCUCCGGCUGGCCAGGUCCGUCCCGUCCAUCUCCACGGCGAGCGGCGGCACUGAGACAAAAGGAAAGAGCCUCUCGGAUGACCAGACAAGUGGCGCCGUGCUGCGACACCGGGACUCCAGCACCCAAUGCGACGAGGCCCCGCUCGGGACGGCUGCCACCGGCGCCUCAGAGGAACCGGACCUCAGAGUAGUCAAGAGCAUCAACAGAACAGAUGCAGACAUGGUGGAGAUCCUCAUUUGAUCCUCAUCCACGUGACUCUGAAGUAGCUUUCCAACCUUGCGGAGUUGAGCUCACAAGCCCGGAACGCCUUGAGGAAUGUGAGAUGUUAGCACACGUCUGUCUGUGUCUUAUUUAUUUCUUAUGUGUCAUUGCUGCUCAUGUUGUUUAUGCUAAAUGUUUUUUUAAUUAUUGUCCUUUUAAUUUAAAUGAAGCAAUGGGAGUGACUGUCGUGGGUGGAAGCAUCUCUUCUGUGUAACAGAGCGACAUAUUUAACUUAUUAUUUAUCUUUGGCUUGUAGCGUAGCAGAGCAUCCAGACGUGUCAAAAGUCCAUGUAGUCGUUCUUGUAAAGACUUUCUAGCAGAUCCGAAAGGACAAAACAUGUACAAUUUGGUGGAAUCAUGUGUUUUUAUUGUCACCAUCUUGUCUUCCUAUCACACCAAUGCUGCCGUUUGGUGGUAGCGGGUCUGGGGCUGCACGAGUGCUGCCGGCUACUGGGGAGCUGCGGUUCGUUGAGUGUAAACAUGGAGUGUGACAAGAUGGAAGUGUGUGUGUGUGUGUGUGUGUAAGAUUAUUUUUUUAAUAGAUGGUACUAGCAGGUACUGUUCAUGCUGUUGUCUGUGGCUGCACGAGUGCUGCUGUGUUAUAAAUGUGAGAAAAGUGGCGGCCCUUAUUUAUGUAAAACAGGGUCCUUGGCAGUUUUAGCUAUGGAACAUGGGCAGCUAAACCGAACGUCAAACAUACAGUAGCGAUUCAUACAGGAAAUGGUCAACUUGCUUUCAGGAAGUGCUUAUUGUAUUUGCUAAUAGCAUCUUAGCAAGUACUCUAACACAAAAGAGCACAGGGUCAUCAACUUCACUCACUCACAGAGUGAUAACAAACGCAAGGCAUGCUGGGCAGCCCACACGCACACCUAGCAUGGGGUUAGAGUUGAUGACCCCCUGUUCUUUUGUGCUGUUUGUAAAGAGCACACCGAUGGGGGGGGGGGUUUCCACACAGCGCACCGUUGAAGCUAGGAGCGCCACCGCACAGGGGUCACAUCCCAGUUCGGAACGCGCUCGCCUCUCACUGGAAGCUAAUCUUCUGACAUUCCUCGCCGAGGGAACGCUCCCGUUAAAGAAAAAAGGCUAUCUAAAGUCUGACCCUUCGCCCUUGUUAAAAUGGCGCACAUUCUCCACAUGAUUCCCUUCCUGGGCUCUCGGACCCGUGGCGGCCGGUUCCGCCAUCAGCGUGUAUUAUUGGAGCGCAUUUGCCAUUCUAUUUGUCGUCCCCCGUCACCGUGCAGUGCUCAAGCAUCCUCAGCAUGGAUUCUAUUCUAUUUAUUUCUGCCUGAUGGCUCAACACGUCUGAAUGUAGACUCCCGUUGGCUUGGAAUGUGUGUGUUUUUUUUAUUCAACUGGAAUGUGCUACAGGUCACAUUUGUUCCACUCUGGAAGGGGAAUACCACCCAAAUAAAGAGCAUGGCCAAGAGGCCGGUCUAGUCCGGUUUGGAAGUGUUGCAUUCUUGGUUAAUUCUGACACUUAAUGCUUCCCCUUCAAGCGUUCACGUCUCACCCCCCCGCCCCUGCCAUGGUGCAUUAGCUGGUCAAUGCAGUGUGACAGAAAUGUCCCUCAGAAUGUGUUUACAUGGAAUGUGCCUGUUUCACAUUUUUUCCGUGCAUUUGUGUCGUUUCCUGGUGCCAAAGAUGUACUUUUUAUUGUUGAAGCUGUAACCCCCCCCCCCACACACACACACACAAACAAAAGGUUCUGAUGACAUUGCUGUGAACUUGUAAAGUAUGUAUUCCUUAAUAUGUCACCACAAAAGAUAAAAAGUAUUAAUAUAUGCCCAAUCAAGUGUUCUUUUUCUUUCAUGUUGAUGCAAGCCCUUCACCUUGCACGUGCCUCACCUUCCAGCAGGCAAAAUAUACUUUACAGUAAUGGUGUCCAAACUGUGGCCCUUAGUUUUUAUUGGCCUGUUCAUAUUCAUCAUUUAACCACAAAACUACAAAACAAAAACAGCCUAUGAAAAGUCAAAAUAUUAAAUGAAAGAAGUUGUAGUGUAACAAGAAACAUUUAGAAUAAUGCAAUAUGAGGAAUAAUUUCAUUUCAGCAGCAUAUUGUGGAAAUAUUAAGGAAAAUUGUAUUUUACAUGAAGUGUUAUGAGAAA
Doryrhamphus excisus (bluestripe pipefish) is the source of this 6772-nucleotide messenger RNA. It is a transcript of the gene amotl2a, whose product is annotated as angiomotin like 2a. Gene Ontology annotation, cellular component: bicellular tight junction; plasma membrane; cytoplasmic vesicle. Gene Ontology annotation, biological process: angiogenesis; hippo signaling; establishment of cell polarity involved in ameboidal cell migration. Lineage: Eukaryota; Metazoa; Chordata; Actinopteri; Syngnathiformes; Syngnathidae. The record is from RefSeq and is a predicted model, not a curated record.